Molecule: messenger RNA, 342 nt
Organism: Exophiala aquamarina CBS 119918
Lineage: Eukaryota; Fungi; Ascomycota; Eurotiomycetes; Chaetothyriales; Herpotrichiellaceae
Exons: 1
Source: RefSeq, a predicted model, not a curated record
GGCGAUCCAGAGCCCCUUGAUCAGAGAUACGUCUUGCGGCGUGAUGCUCGUCAUUUCUUCAAUUAUGGCAGAGUAUUCUCCAUCUUAAUGCCUGAGCCAAAGGGCCAAGCCCCCUUGAAAGCAGACGCAGGGAACGAAUACCCGCGCACUGUCAUUACUGGACCCAAAAGGGGGGAAAUCUACAAUUCUAUCCCAACAACGGCUGUGAUCAGACAAAAGCAUGGCUACUGUAUUUGUGUACCCAUCGAUUCUUAUCGGAGCAAGUCCCUGGGUAGUAAGAACCUGUCGAUGCAAGAAAAGCAAGCUCAUGCUAUUGUCUAUUCAAGCUCGCAAAGUAUCCCG